GGAUCCAAGACUAAGAGCCGUGGCUCAGCGAAAUCAGGUACUCACUCGAGGCGACUGUUGCCGCCGUCAGCAGUUACUUUGACUUCCUCGCCAGCAUGUAUCUCGACGAGGAGGCCAUUCUAAGACCGCCGGCCGAGGGAUGGCUCGAGAUCACGCCUGGCCGUCUCCAAGGCCUUGGCAAGACGGACGAGGUCAUUAUGCUGCUGCGCCACAUCCCCUACCUUUGUACUGAUACAGACAAUUUCAAAAGCGAAGCGAACGCUGGUCCCAGUUUCGUUCGGUUUUGGAGCUGGAUUGAGGCCAUUCGGUGGCUUGACCGCCCUGGGAUAGACUUCGAAGCAGAAAUUGACAUAUCCAUGAUCAUGACGGAGCCCCGCCCCGGCGAGGAUAUUGGAUUGGCGCCCGCGCACGUCGUCGGCCUCAUCUCCACCAAGCAAGACCUGUGGUUGCUCGACACGGAGCUCGGAGUCAUCUACUGGCUCGACUGCCCCAGCUGGAUCAAACAGCACCCGACGCGUGAGCCCAUUCUCGACGAUGCCUACGACUACGCGCCCGACGGCGAGGCGGACUGGCGCAACGAGCCCGCGUGGGCCAUCGUCGACUUUUUCGAGCUCCUCAAGGACCAGUUCCGGCGGCUGUCCUCGAUCCCUCUUACGCCAACUCGCGUGCUCGACCCGGAAGGUGUGAAACCUCGACCCCAGUUUGAAGGAGCCCUAUUGUUGGUCCAGGCAAUCUAUCGCGAGCAUGGCUGGCCUGAUUUAGCCCACUAUCGCAAGGACGAGUGCUUGACGGCGGUUCGGGUAAGGCUUGAGGAACGAUACGGCGAGGAUAGUCAAUCGCUAUUGGGCAUCUGAUGUCGGCUCAGGCAAUAAGAAGCUGGCGUUGCAGGCGUAUUAUCGAUUCGAUGUACCGGUGGGUGGAAGAUAGCGGUGGUGGAGAAAAUGACGGGCUCCGUGGGUGUGUCUGGUUGUCAGGCUUAAGCUCGCCUCUCGCGCUGAGCUGAAGGGAAGGCCACAUUAUCGCCUGGGGAUAAAGGAUUUCUGGGAUAAUACCACAAGGAGGUUCAGGAGAUUCAAAUUCACAACUGAUGGCGGCGUUGGCCCUAACGGAGCGGCGAAGGUAGGAUCUGAGUUUGGAGAGUGUGGUAAUGUCGACAGGCUGUGGAUACUCGGGAAGUUACUCCGUUACGAGAGGCCCUCGUGAUGCAGAGUUGCAG
This is a messenger RNA of Parathielavia appendiculata, 1216 nucleotides long. RefSeq lists its product as uncharacterized. Bases 96 to 854 code for a protein of 252 amino acids. The transcript has a single exon. The record is from RefSeq and is a predicted model, not a curated record. NCBI's taxonomy places the organism in Eukaryota, Fungi, Ascomycota, Sordariomycetes, Sordariales, Chaetomiaceae.